AUGGGGAACCUACCAAAAGAACGUAUACAACCUUGUCGCGCGUUUGCUACCACUGGAAUGGAUUUCGCCGGUCCCGUCAAAAUAAAGGUUAGUACCCGCCGUAAUGCUCAAACGUUAAAGGCGUACAUAUGCGUGUUUGUGUGCUUCGUCACUAAGGCAGUACACAUUGAGUUGGUGAGUGAUCUCAGUACGGAUGCUAUCCUAGCAGCCCUUCGAAGAUUUUGGUCAAGGCGUGGGUAUUGUGCAACAUUAUGGUCUGAUAACGGAAAAAACUUCGUAGGAGCUAAUCGAAAGUUAAAGGAGCUACGCGACUUGUUUAGCUCAAAGGAACAUCAAGCAAAAGUGCAACGUUGUGUGUCUGAAGUCGGAAUAAAUUGGAAGUUUAUUCCCGUGUAUAGUCCUCACUUCGGUGGACUGUGGGAAAGCGCAGUUAAGUCAAUAAAACAUCACUUAAUUAGGCAGUUAGGUAAUGCAGUUUUAACGUUCGAGGAACUGUACACAAUAUUAAGUCGAAUAGAAGCUUGCUUGAACUCCCGUCCUUUAUCCCCACUAUCUCCUGAUCCAUCUGACUUAAAUGUGCUUACUCCUGGACAUUUCCUGGUUGGUGGCUCUCUGACUUGUCUACCAGAACAGGAUAUGGCGAACGUGCCAGCUAACCGUCUACGUUGUUGGCAAUUGGUAACACAAUUGACCCAACAAAUUUGGCAGCGUUGUAGUCGGAAGUACCUUAGCCAACUACAGGAACGAAUUAAGUGGUCGUCUAAAAUUGGUCCCUCAAUAAAGAAAGGUAUGUUGGUGAUCAUAAGGGAACCUAAUUUGGCACCUACACAGUGGCGACUUGGACGAGUUAUUGAUCUGCAUGCAGCUCCAAACGAUGUCAUUCGUGUGGUUACGGUGAGAACGGAGAGAGGCAAUUCCAAACAAGCGGUUAGGAAUUUGUGUCCAUUGCCGCUUGACGAUUAA
Messenger RNA from Aphis gossypii (cotton aphid), 963 nucleotides. RefSeq lists its product as uncharacterized. Gene Ontology annotation, molecular function: nucleic acid binding. The transcript has a single exon. Lineage: Eukaryota; Metazoa; Arthropoda; Insecta; Hemiptera; Aphididae. The record is from RefSeq and is a predicted model, not a curated record. Gene Ontology annotation, biological process: DNA integration. Bases 1 to 963 code for a protein of 320 amino acids.